AACUAUGUUUGGUGAGAGACCCAUAGAGCCACCAGCUCCCCUUUUUUUACCUAGCACGAGAAUGCUUAGAGUCCUGGAUCUACAUGGUGCACAUUUCGGAAUCACAAAGAAAGAUAUCAAGGACAUAGGAUUGUUCCGCCACUUGAAGUAUUUGAAUAUUGGAAGUGCUAAAGCAUAUUCAAAUGUUUAUAGAAUUCCAAGAUCUAUAGGAAAAUUAAAAGGUUUACAGACUUUGGAGAUAAGAAUGACAGAUAUAUCAACAAUACCAAAUGAGAUUUGUAACCUUCAGAGUCUCCGUAGCAUCCGGUGUAAGAAAACACAUUGGUCCUAUCUUGGUCUUCAGCCCUCUAUGGGGUGCUUGAUGGACAUGAUGUAUCAUCAGAUGAUUACUCGUAAUUCUCAUGAAAAAGCUUUGAAGUCACGCAUGCCUUGCUUUAGGCAUUGGUCAAUAUACAAAGGUGUAAGUGUGCCGAGAGGGAUUAGCAAGUUACAAGAGUUACAAACACUAGAGGUUGUGGACAUCAAACGGAGUGAUGCCAAUGCAAUUAAAGAGCUUGGUGAGCUUGUGCAGCUAAAAAAACUUGGGGUGGUAACGAAAGAGGCCACCGAGCAGAAAUGCAAGUUACUUUGUGCAGCUAUCGAGAAGCUCACUUCCCUGUACUCUCUUAAUGUGGAUGCGGACUAUCAUGGCUCUCUGGAGUGGCUGCAUUCUGUUUCUUCUCCUCCCCUACCCAUGAGGAGUCUCAAGCUGGUUGGGCGUCUUGGAGAAAUGCCAGACUGGAUUGGAAGUUUGACACAUUUAGUGAAGAUUUAUCUAGGGCAUAGCGAGCUGAAAGGUGAUAAAACCAUGGAACUACUAGGCACACUGCCCAAACUUAUGCUCCUUGGUCUUCGUCAGAAUGCAUAUGUUGGGAAGAGUCUAGUCUUUGGAGCAAGAGCAUUCCCAAAUCUCAGGGAACUAGAUAUUUUUUACCCGGAUCGAGUGAGAGAGGUGAUAUUCGAAGAGGACACCUCGUACCAGUUGGCAAAGAUACAAUUCCGUGGCGGCCGAUGUGUGGAAUUUAUUGGCAUCAAACAUCUCCCAAGGGUCAAGGAGAUUUCACUUGGUUUGGGGGCUAGAGUGGCGAAGCUUGGUGACCUGCAAGGGGAAGUGGAGGCACACCCCAACCAUCCCGUGCUGCGACUAGUGGAGGACUGGAGCAUGCAUAACAUCGACCCCUCUGAACAUGAAGCGCUGGAGGAAGAAUUGGCUAAUUUUCGGAGGCAGCAUCAGCAGGAGAGAUCCACUAAUAAUCGCAAGUGGUGGCCAUGGCGACAACGAGCGCAAUCAGUUUUUAUUUUCCACCACAUCCAAGGCUCCAAUGUAGAAGAUGAUGGAGAUGAUUUCUUCUCUUGCACUUCUCAUGACGAAGAUGCUUGCUGAAGAUACAACUCAUGGUGCAUUGCCUUAUAUAUUGGUUCAGAAACUACACCUAUUGUUGAAGGCAACUGACAAGGAUCCAAACGGGCGAAGCUUGGAGAAAAUGCCAUAGACUACCCCACAUAAGAUGCUACUACGUACUACAAAACUGCGUAUGUUGUUAUGCUGCACUUGGACAUCACGUUCAACUUCCUUACAAGUUUCAGGUUGAUUAUCUCCUCUCUGACGUUAUACAGGUACCACUCAAAUCUUGUUUUACUUGGGGGAUGAUUGGUACCGACGAGAGAUGGAACGGUCCUUAGAUUCCAGUUCAGUGUUGUGGUGUUACUUGUUAGGUGCAUUGCUAUUUCACCCGCAAAAAAAGCGGAGAAGAUGUGGCUAUACAAUACACUAUACUAUACAAGAUGCUACUGCUAAGCUGCAUAUAUUGUUAUUCUGCAAUUGGUCAUCAGGUUGAACCUUGCAAGUUUGCUGCUAGUUACCUCCUGAUGUUUUUACGGUCCAAAUGGAAGAGGAGUGACACAUAUCUUGUGGGUAUCGGUGGAACAGAGGCGAGCAAGAUCUCUGAUCGAAAGUACAAGUGGCAACAACUGACCCAAAUAAUUGUAAAUUGUUUGGAAAAGAUCAUGGAACGGAUGAUCAAUCUGAUGAGAAGACCUGCAAUCGUGAAUACAGAGUACUUGCUUUCUUUACUAGCUAGAGUAUUUAAGUACCCGCAACCUGUAUUGGUGGUACACCAUCGUGCAAACCUAAAGCUAUAUUGUAUUGCUAAUUGGGGUGUAAAUUAUUUGCUGUACAUCAUCGUUAGUGUGUUGUGAGAACACCGCCGGGCAAGCCUUCGUAGUUCUUUUGCUGUAUGGCUGCUGUAUAAUUUGUUAUGAGAAACCUAUGUUAUGGAAUCGCCUGUAGCCUUU
Molecule: messenger RNA, 2334 nt
Organism: Triticum aestivum (bread wheat)
Lineage: Eukaryota; Viridiplantae; Streptophyta; Magnoliopsida; Poales; Poaceae
Product: disease resistance protein RPM1
Biological process (GO): defense response to other organism
Source: RefSeq, a predicted model, not a curated record